AUGCCCAAUCAUCCACACCAAGUGCAUUUAUGGAUUACACAAUGCGAUUGUAAAAUUACCAGAAUUGGAGAGGAGGAUGGAACACCAACAAGUGAUGAUAGUGGUAGUAGUGGAGCCGGUGCUGGUGCUAAUACUGAUGUUGAUGCUGAUACUGAUACUGACUCUUUUAAUGUCAAGACAUCACACCAGUGA
Phycomyces blakesleeanus NRRL 1555(-) is the source of this 192-nucleotide messenger RNA. RefSeq lists its product as hypothetical. NCBI's taxonomy places the organism in Eukaryota, Fungi, Mucoromycota, Mucoromycetes, Mucorales, Phycomycetaceae. The coding region runs from base 1 to 192 and encodes 63 amino acids. The transcript has 4 exons. The record is from RefSeq and is a predicted model, not a curated record.